This is a messenger RNA of Pocillopora meandrina, 450 nucleotides long. The record is from the annotation of a GenBank genome assembly. Lineage: Eukaryota; Metazoa; Cnidaria; Anthozoa; Scleractinia; Pocilloporidae.
AUGUUUCAGGCGUUUUGGGCAGUUUUUACGCUCCUCUAUUUGGCCCAAAUUAUCAACUCAGCUCCUUGCGGAAAGACGUUAGUUACACCAAGAAAAGUCGUGGAAAGGGUUUCCAGGUCUGGUUGGUUACUGGUGCGAGGAAAUUCAUGGGAGGAUUUUAGGAAAAGUUUGAAUAUUCGGCCUCGCCAGAGGAGAGGCAUUAAUCAAAGAAAAUCCCGUCACUGUAAUUGGACUGACGAGCUUGACGAGAACGUAAAUAGAAAGCCAAGAUUUUUACACAAAGCAGUACUAGCGUGCAAAAGUUGCUCUUCGUUUUGCAAGCCCGUGGAGUUUGAUCAUAAGGUACUUGUUAAAGAUUGUAACGCCAGUCUAAGAACUCACAGAGAGAGAAUGGACGUCUGGAAAUGGGAGACAGUGACACUACCAGUGGCGUUUGUGUACAAUCCUUAA